Messenger RNA from Xenopus tropicalis (tropical clawed frog), 1650 nucleotides. RefSeq names its product MTOR associated protein, LST8 homolog (gene mlst8). Bases 119 to 1102 code for a protein of 327 amino acids. NCBI's taxonomy places the organism in Eukaryota, Metazoa, Chordata, Amphibia, Anura, Pipidae. Gene Ontology annotation, cellular component: TORC2 complex; cytoplasm; lysosomal membrane. The transcript has 9 exons. Gene Ontology annotation, biological process: TOR signaling. The record is from RefSeq and is a predicted model, not a curated record.
CUGGCAGGUGUCGUCACUCAGGUGCGUCAGUGACGUCUAAAGAAGCGGACGGAGGAAAUAAAAGGAGAGAAGAGGGGGACUGAAGCAAAGGGAAGCUAAGGUUGGCGUUUGCAGCAGCAUGAUGAACUCAAACCAGGGCACCGUGGGCAGCGACCCUGUGAUUCUAGCCACGGCAGGAUAUGACCAUACGGUACGCUUCUGGCAAGCACACAGCGGCAUCUGCACCCGCACUGUGCAGCACCAAGACUCUCAAGUAAACUCCCUUGAGGUGACCCCAGACCGGAGUAUGAUUGCAGCAGCAGGUUACCAGCACAUCCGCAUGUAUGAUCUGAACUCCAACAACCCCAACCCAGUCAUCAAUUAUGAUGGCGUCAGCAAGAACAUCACGUCGGUGGGGUUCCACGAGGACGGGCGAUGGAUGUACACUGGCGGGGAGGACUGCAUGGCCAGAAUAUGGGACCUAAGGUCCAGGAACCUUCAGUGUCAGAGGAUCUUCCAAGUCAAUGCUCCCAUCAACUGUGUUUUUCUCCACCCUAACCAGGCAGAGCUGAUUGUCGGUGAUCAAAGUGGAGCCAUUCACAUCUGGGACCUAAAGACUGACCAGAACGAGCAGCUUAUUCCUGAGACUGACGUUUCUAUCAAUUCGGUGCACAUUGAUCCGGAUGCCAGCUACAUGGCGGCUGUCAAUAGCUCUGGAAACUGCUUUGUCUGGAAUUUGACAGGGGGCCUGGGAGAAGACCUGACACAGCUAAUCCCAAAAACCAAAAUUCCAGCUCACAAACGGUGCGCCCUGAAAUGUAAAUUCAGCCCGGAUUCCACAUUGCUGGCCACAUGUUCUGCGGACCAAACCUGUAAAAUCUGGAGGACCUCUAAUUUCUCUCUCAUGACCGAACUUAGCAUUAAAAGUAAUAACCCCGGGGAAACGUCACGAGGCUGGAUGUGGGACUGCGCCUUUUCAGGGGACUCCCAAUACAUUGUCACUGCAUCCUCUGACAACUUGGCGCGGCUGUGGUGCGUCGAGACUGGCGAGAUCAAGCGGGAAUACAGCGGGCAUCAGAAGGCCGUGGUUUGUCUUGCUUUCAAUGACAGCGUGCUGGGGUAACAAAUGUCUGCCGUAGAGCAUGAUGGACACUGAGCGUAUAUUUGCUGUAUGGACAGGGAUGUGGUUUUGAUUUCUUUGAGUCCAUAAGGGAACCUUGGCAAGCAAAACACACAGCCCUGGUGAAAGGGAGAUGGCCUAUAUUACACUAUAUUAUAGCACACUGUGUGGUGUAAUUAAGGGGGUAUUUCUAGGGAACACAGAAGUUGGCAUCCUUAAGGACAACUUACAGAGGACCACAGCAACCAAAAUGCUGCCCUUGCCCCUGGAUAGACAGAGCAGACUAAUAUUAAAGAUGAGCCACUGGCCUGCAUUGCUUGUAUUACCCCCUCUAUGGUUGGCACUUCUGAACCUGGCAGUGUUGGCCUGAGGGGCCAAAGGAUCAGAUUAUCUCUGCCCUCGGAGAGUUGGUUUGUGUAAUACCAUUUAUACAUCUGAGAUGCGUGCAAUAACCAAGUAAAUAAAAAGAACUAUCCACAGUGGGGACGUUAUUUCCAUUAAGUGGCAUGUAUUUCUCUUGUGCAUAAAAAUAUAUGUUUAAUUGAAUUGAA